This is a messenger RNA of Hibiscus syriacus, 1673 nucleotides long. RefSeq names its product protein BIG GRAIN 1-like A. The transcript has a single exon. Bases 363 to 1592 code for a protein of 409 amino acids. Gene Ontology annotation, biological process: auxin-activated signaling pathway. The record is from RefSeq and is a predicted model, not a curated record. NCBI's taxonomy places the organism in Eukaryota, Viridiplantae, Streptophyta, Magnoliopsida, Malvales, Malvaceae.
UUCCUCUCUCUCUCAAAUCAUCAACGUCUCGGUUAAUACUCUGUUGGCUUGAGGCGUGGCCUUUGGCUUUCAUUACACUUUCUUUCCUCUGCCUCUCUCUGGCAGCCAGCAAGAACCCAUCAAUGAAAUUGUCUGCUUUGAGCCAAAAAAAGAAGAGAAAGUGAGAGAAGCGAGCCAGUGUUUGUCUUCAAUAUGUCUCUCCACAUGAUUAACCAUGCUCAUUAAUAAUCUCUUUCCCUUUCACCUUCCUGCCAGCUUUUGACAUUCUUUGAAGGAGACAAUAUCAUUCAAAUCCCACUGAUCGAUUCUCUUGUUUCUUCCUUCUUUUCUCUUUUCUCUAUAUUUUCAGUCUAUAAAGCCAUAUGGAUCUGUGGGUUAAAUUGCCAGAACAACAUCGGUACAGGAGAGAAAGCCCAUCAUUCUCUUCAACUCUUCUCGAUUCUAUCUACCGUUCGAUUGAUGAACCCAACGGUGGCGAAGCAAAAGAUCUGAUUUUCUACAGAGAGGCUAGCAUGGCGAAGAAGCACAACAACCACCGUUCGUUGAAGGAUGAAGAAAUGACGAGCCUCCAACGUGCUUGCAUGAUCGAGAAAUGGAUGGAAAAGAAGGGUGAUGAUAAUAAUGUUGUCAUCAGACGAAAACCCAUGGCGGAUUUCGAGAGAAAUUCUCGAAUUGACUUUGUUCCGGUGCUGUUGAACUCCAGUUCCAGCUCUUCCGAUUCUAGUUCCGGUGGUGGGUUUUCAUCCUCCGAGUCAGAUUCCUUUCACGGUGCAAAAUCAAGGUCAUCAUCUUUAGCGUCAAGCCAUUACACCUCUCAUAGGCCUAAGCCUAUUCGGACCGGCGUCUCAGCUCGGCAGCCUGAAGUCGAAAACAGUUUCCAUGGCGCUACCCAGCAAAAGCCUAAGCAUGAAGGUGGUUUCGUCAGAACAAAAUACAAGGCCUUGAAGAUUUACAGUGACCUCAAAAAAGUUAAGCAGCCGAUAUCUCCGGGUGGUAAACUUGCAAGCUUCCUGAACGCGCUUUUCACGGCAGGGAAUACAAAGAAGACAAAGAUUUCAUCGUCAAAGUACGAGGAAACGAAGUCAAAAUCCGACCAGGCAACACCGACAUGUUCUUCGGCUUCCUCGUUUUCGAGAUCUUGUCUGAGCAAGACUCCAUCUUCGAGAGGGAAUGGGACCAAAAGGUCGGUCAGGUUUUGUCCCGUCAAUGACGUUAUUCUUGACGAUGAGAACAUAGGCCACGAAAAUGAUCAUCAAACGCAAACGUCCAUAACAUCAAAACGGACAAGCAAAGAGCUCGAGAUCCGGAUCAUGGAAGAAAAUCGCCGAGUUGUAGAAGCUGCAAAGGAUCUUUUAAAUAGUUACCAUAAGAAGAAGGAAGAAUACAAUAUGAGAGAUAUCUGCAAUGUCAACCAAAUGUCCACCGAUGACGAGGACGAGGACGACGACACCGCAAGCUAUGCAAGCUCGGAUCUCUUUGAAUUGAAUAAUCUUUCAGCUAUCGGUAUUGAAAGGUACCGAGAAGAGUUGCCUGUGUACGAAACAACACGUCUCGAUACUAAUCGAGCCAUUGCUAAUGGUCUGAUUGUGUAAUAUUAGCAGUAAUUAACUCGUUGCAUUAGUUACUGUUUGGGGGUUUACAUAAAAAAUAAUAUUACUUUUUACUUUAGGCCC